Molecule: messenger RNA, 7296 nt
Organism: Rotaria sp. Silwood1
Lineage: Eukaryota; Metazoa; Rotifera; Eurotatoria; Philodinida; Philodinidae
Source: the annotation of a GenBank genome assembly
AUGAUGGAUACUACAAAUUCAAUUGCUCAACAAUUGAAUAUCUACAAUGGAGAGAGUAUGGGCAAUUAUCGAAAUGAUAGAUUUAAAGAGCCCAUUGCGUUAAUUGGAAUGUCAUGUGCUUUUGCUGGUGGUAUUGAUACACCGGAUACACUAUGGAAACAUUUGGUAGAAUCAACAGAUAUUGGAAAUGAAAUUCCAAAAGAAAGGUUUGAUAUCGAAUCUUUUUCUGCUCAUGUUUUUGAAAUUAAUCCAACAAUUAAAAAAACUCUUGUACGUCGUGGAUAUUUCUUAAAUAAUGAUGUAUUAAAUAAUUUUGAUCCAUCAUUUUUUGGUAUUACUGAUGGUGAUGCAAUGAAAAUGGAUCCUUGUCAUCGUAUUUUGCUUGAAAAAUUUGUUCAUCUUAUCGAGGACGCCGGUUAUACAAUGGAUGAAAUAAAAGGAACACAAACAGCUGUUUAUAUUGCGCAAUUUUCUCGAGAUCAUGAAGUAACAGUUGAUAAACAAGAUAUUGAAGCAUAUUUACACUUAUUUGGUACAAAUGUUGGUAUACAUAAUGCAUCAGCACGUAUUUCAUAUCAUUUUGGUCUUCAUGGUCCCAAUCUAGCAUUAAAUACAGGUUGUUCUUCAUCACUUCAAGCUGUUCAUCUUGCUAUUCAAUCUUUACAUAAUGGUGAAGCUAAAAUGGCUUGUGCUGGUGGUGUCAAUACAAAUUAUACACCAGAAUUACUUUUUGCUGGAUCAUUAUCAGGAGCUCUAUCACCUGAUGGAAGAUCUCGUGCUUAUGAUAUCAAUGCCAAUGGAUAUGCAAAAGGUGAUGGUAUUGGUUUAGUACUUUUGAAACGUUUAAGUGAUGCUAUUAUUGAUAAAGAUCAUAUUUAUUGUGUUAUUCGUGAUGUAAUGUCAAAUCAUGAUGGUAAUCAGGAUAAGCCUAGUUAUACAGUACCAUCAUCAUAUGGACAAAGUUUACUUCUCAAUCAAAUUUAUUUCCGUAAUAAAAUCGAUUUAAAAAAUGUACUCUAUAUUGAAGGUCAUGGAACAGGUACACAAGUUGGGGAUCCUAUUGAAGCAAAUACACUUGGAAAAUUUUUUAAUCGUGCACAAAAUCAAACACCGCUUUUCAUUGGUUCAGUUAAAACAAAUAUUGGACAUACGGAAGCUGUAGCAGGUGUUGCAGCUUUAAUUAAAGUUGCAUUAUGUAUGAAAUAUCGUAUGCUUGUACCUAACAUGCAUUUUAGUCGUAUCAAUCCAAAAAUUUAUUCAAAAAAAUACAAUAUAAAAGUUGUUAAUAAUUUUAUUCCAUUUCCAACAAAUAAACCUGUUAUUAUUGGUAUUAAUGCAUUUGGUGUAGGAGGUAAUAAUGCACAUGCUAUUGUUAGUGAAUGGCAUGACUCAGAAUUAAAAACUGAAAAGCAACAAAAUGAUAUGGAUAGUGAUUUAUUAAAUCCUAUUGAAAAUAAUUUUCAAAAUCAACUUGAUACAAGUAAACAAUAUUUUUUGUUAGUUUUAUCAACAAAAUGUAAUCAAUCGAUGAAAAAACAAAUUGAAAAUUUUUCAUUAUGGCUAUCAAGAAUUCCUGAACAACUUAAAAAUGAAUAUCAACAAAUGUUUUUUGCUUAUCUAUCCGAAAAACUUCUACUGAAACGAACAACAAGUUUUUCACACCGUACAACAUUUGUAUUUUCAAAUAUAAAUGAACUUGAACAUCAAUUAACAUCGAUAUCAACAAAUACAAACUAUCCUGGUGUUCUUCUCACACAACAACAAAGCCAAAAGAAUUUAUCCAAUAUUUGUUUUGUUUUCAGUGGUCAAGGUCCUCAAUGGUGGAAGAUGGGACGUGAAUUAUAUUAUGCUGAACCUGUAUUUCAUUCAUGGGUUAAUAAAAUAAAUCAAGAAUUUAGUCUUUUAACAAAUGAUUGGAUAUUAGUUGAUGAAUUAAUCAAUACUAAAGAUGAAACUUGUUCGCGUAUUAAUGAUACCAAUUUUGCGCAACCAGCUUUAUUUGCUAUUCAAGUAGCUUUAACGGCAUUAUGGAAUUCUUGGGAUAUUUAUCCAAAAGCAGUUAUUGGACAUUCAGCUGGAGAAAUAGCAGCAGCAUUUGUAUGCGGAAAAUUAUCAUUAAAAGAAGCAGUAAAAAUAGUUUAUUAUCGUUCAAUAUUACAACAUCGAAAUACACGUCAAAAUGGUCGUAUGUUAGCUGUAUCGAUAAGUGAAUCAGAUGCACGUUUAUUAUUAAAUGGCGUUGAAAAUCAUGUUUCAAUAGCUGCUAUAAAUAGUCCAGAAUCUGUUACAUUAAGUGGUGAUAAUCGCGUAUUAGAAGAAUUAUAUAAUAUUCUUAGUAUACAAAAAUCAAAUGUAUUUAAAACAUGGUUAAGAAUUGAAAAUGCUUUUCAUAGUCAACAAAUGGAACGGUUUCAUAUUCGUGAAGAUCUAAUGAAUUAUUUAACUGAUAUUAAAGGAUACAAUGUUGAACAAUCAGAAUUAUUUGAUAUAAAUUAUUUAAAUACUUAUCACUAUUCAACUGUUACAGGUAAUCGUAUAGAUAAUAAAAACUUUCAAUUUAAUGCUCAAUAUUGGUGGAAUAAUAUAAGACAAACAGUUUUAUUUUCUCAUGGUAUUAAAUCAAUUGUAAAUGAUUUUGCUAAAAAUUCAAAUCUAACAUUUAUUGAAAUUUCUCCACAUCCAGUUUUAUCAGCAUCAAUUGGAGAAUGUCUUAGUUUAUUUUCAUCAUCUGUAUCAUCAUCACUAACUUUACCUUCACUUAAUCGUAAGGAAAAUGAACAACAAACAAUAUUAACAUCAUUAUCACGAUUACAUAAAAGUAAAUGGGAUAAAUUUUUUAAAUCACGUUCUUAUUCAAAUCUCAUCAAUGUACAAGAUCAUAAUAAAAAUGAUAUAAUAAAAUUAAUUCAUUCUUGUAUUCAACAAUUACCAUCUUAUGCAUUUAAUCAUAAUAUUUAUUGGUAUGAAACAAAAGAUUCAGUAUUUACAAGACGUGCAAUAAAAACUCAAUAUCAUCCAUUACUUGGUAUUCGUUUAUGGCAUAAUGAAUCAAUAAAUCCAACAUGGAAAAAUCAAAUUAUAAUUAGUAAUAAAAAUCAUGAAUUAAUUCAAGAUCAUAUUAUUCAAGGAAAUAUUUUAUUUCCUGGUUCAGCUUUUAUUGAAUUAGCUAUUGCAGCUAUAAAUGAAUUAUCCUCAUCAUCAAAUAUGUCAUUUUCACUUGAAAAUAUUCAAUUUUUAAGUGCACUUUUAUUGAAAAAAAAUGAAAUAAAUGAAAUUCAUACAAUAAUUGUGAUGCCAUAUCAACAAUUUUUAAUUUAUAGUCGUUGUAAUCAUUCCAAAGAUUGUGUACGUACAAGUGGUAUUAGUGGAAAUGAUAUUGAUACAAAUAAUGAUGAAUUAUUUCAUAAUAAUAAAAUUUUAAAUGAAUAUUCAUUAAAACAAUGGACUUUACAUGCACAAGGUACAAUAAAUACAAAAAUUGAUAUUUCAAUACAAAAUUCACUUAAUAAUAUUAAUUUAAUUUUAAAUCGUUUUAAAAAUCUUGAAUAUUUAAUAGAAAAUGAAAAUGAAAUAAGAAAAUUUUAUUCAUAUUUAUCUCGUCGUGGUUAUAAUUAUGGAUCAUAUUUUCAAGGUAUUAAAUCUAUAAAACGAACACGUUCAAAAACAUUAGCAGAAAUAUGUCUACCUUCAAUAUUUUUACAAUUAAAUAAAGAACAACAAAAUGAUCAAGAAAAAUAUUAUUUACAUCCUGUAUUAUUAGAUAUAUGUAUACAUACUGUAUUAAGUAUUCUUCCAGGUAAUGAUACAUUUGUACCGAACUCAAUUGAAAAAAUAAUUUAUUAUCAACAACUUACACCAAAACUUAUAUUAAAUGAAAAUAUUUUUAUUUAUAAUUCAUUUCGAAUGCCUGUACGAGGUGUUACAAUAGAAGAGAAUUAUAUAACAGAUAUUGUCAUAUUUACAUCAUCAUCUAUAAUUGCAAAUAUAUCAGGAGUUAAUUUUCGACAAAUUCCAUCCAAUGAAUCGAUUCAAUCACAAACAAUAUUUGAAAAACUUGAUAAUUAUAUUUUUAAUCCAAUUAAUAAUAAUAGUCUUGAUAUUAAUCAAGUUAUACAACGUUAUUGUCAAGAAAAACAAUGGAGACAAUGUCACUUAAUUGAAUCAUUAUUAAUGAAAUAUUUAAUAACACCUAAUGAUAUUUUAAACUCAUCUAUUGAUAUUGUUUAUGAUGAUGAUAAUAAUCAUAAUAAUAAUAAUAAUAAAAUUGAAAAAAUAAAAGAUAUUCGUUUAGAAAUAAUAAAUGGUAUAUCACAAAUAGAUAAGAAUAUAAAUCAAUCGAAAACAAUUGUUACUGAACUUGGUACGCGUUAUGUUGUUGUUUUAUUUAAAAGAUUAUUAAAUAAUCAAAUUGAAUUUUCACAAACAUAUAUUCAAUCAUUAAUAUCAUCUAAACAUUAUAAAUUAAUGAAUUCAUUAUUUGUUCUUCUUGAAAAUUAUGAUUAUAUUAAAAAAUUAGAUGAAAAUAAUUCAUGGAAAUUUAUUCAAGAUAUUAAUACAAUUAAUGAAUAUACAAAUAAUUUGUUAUUAAUGAAAAUUUUACAUGAAUUUCCUCAUUUAAAUUGUUUCACAUAUAUUCUUUCAUCAUGUGGAACGAAACUUUUUGAAAUUUUAACUGAUCAAUUAGAACCAUUACAAAUAUUAUUUUGUUCAGAAAAUGAAAAAUAUCUUCAAGAACUUUAUUCUCUUAUAUCAAAAACAUUAACGAAAUUAAUAUUUACAUCUUUGUGUUCUUGUUUUAAAAUAAAUAUCAAACAUAAUAAUAGUAAUAAAAAUAUAUUAAGAAUAUUAGAAAUAGGUGCUGGUACAGGUGGAUCAACGAUAUUUAUUCUUAAUAUUUUACUUGAUUUUGCAAAUAGUACACAAACAAUAAUUGAAUAUACAUUUACUGAUGUAUCUGUUGCUUUUUUUACUAAAGCUCAACAACGAUUUGCUAAAUUAUUAGAAGAAAAGAGUCAAAAUAAUUAUUUAAUUAUUAAAUAUGAAACAUUUGAUAUUGAUCAAAAUUCAUUACAUCAACAAAAUAUGUUUUCAGAAUCUUACGAUAUUAUAUUUGCCGCUAAUGUUAUUCAUGUAGCAACAAAUAUUGUCGAUUCUGUUUCUAGUCUUCGACAAUUACUUGUACCAGGGGGUUUAUGUAUUUUACUUGAACUUACAAUAGAAUCAUUAUCAUUUUUAGAUUUAACAUUUGGUUUGCUUCCACAAUGGUGGAAUUUUAGUGCAAAUGAUCCUAUUCGAAAACCAUUUCAACAUGCAAUUAUAACAUCUAAUCAAUGGAUUGAAACAUUUCAACUAGCAAAAGGUUUUGAUUCCAUUGAAGUUGUAUCUACAUCGAACGGUGAUAUGAGUACAAUUAUUGCUCAAAAAUCAACAAAACAACCAAUAUUAAAAGAUCUAUCGGAAAGAUUUCAACAAGCAUGGUUAAUUUUUAGUGAUAAUAAACAAAAAUUUGGUUGGAAAAUUGCAGAAAAAUUACAAGAUGAAUUUUUCGAAAAGAAUAUAACGAUUAUUUCAUAUAAAAAUAAUGAUGAAAAUUCGUACAAUUUCAAUACUUAUAGAGUUGAUAAUCUAUCUGAUAUAAAAAAAUGUAUUCAAGAUAUUUUAUUGAAAUAUUCAUUAUUAAAUAUUAUAUUUGCUUGGACACUUGAUUUAGAAAAUUUAAAUGAGGAUGAUGAAAUUUCUUUAACUCAUGAUAAACUUAAAGAACAAGAAGAAUUAGGAUGUGUUUCGUUAAUGAAUAUAGUUCAAUCAAUUUCUUCAUUACAACCGGAUAUUAUACCAAAUAUAUUUGUGCUAACACAAGAUGCACAAUUUGAUAUUGAAAAUAAACUACAAUUCAAUUAUUGUCAAUCUUCAAUAAUUGGUUUUGCAAGAUCUAUUAUUAAAGAAUAUGCUACAAAUCGUUUUCGAUUAAUUGAUAUUCCAUUAAAAUUUCAAUCAAAUAUUAUUGACAGAUUAUUAAAUGAAUUUCUUCAUUGUAAUAAUAGUUUAUACGAAGAAGAAGUUUUAUUACGUUAUCAUGAAGAAAAUAAUAAUAUUAUUAGAAUGAUAUCACAAUUUGAAAAAAUAAUUGAAAAUAAACAAGAACAAGAAUUUGAAAAUAAAAUAAUAAUUCCAAAUCGUGAUUCAAAUUCAAUAGCAUUUAAAUUACAAAUAUCAAAAACAUUAUUUUUAUCUGAUCUCCAAUGGAUUACAUUUGAUCGAAAUGCAUUUAUAAUUUCACCUGAUCAAAUUGAAGUAAAAAUUCAUUGUGUUGGAAUUAGUUUUCGAGACGUUUUAAAAGCACGCGGUUUAUAUCCUCAUAUUCGACAAUUUGCUGUUGAAUAUGCAGAUCAAGAAGCUAAUGCUCGAGAUGAAGAAAUUGGUUUUGAAUUUUCGGGUACAAUUACUCGUCUUGGUUCAAAUGUACGUAAAGGUUUUCAAGUAGGAGAUCGUAUUUUUGGUAAAACCAUUGAAAGUGGUACGUUUAAAUCUCAUAUUAUUGUUGAUAAAUAUGCUAUUGUUCAUGCACCAGAAAAUCUUACCAUGGAAGAACUAUGUACCAUACCAGUAAGUUUUUUAACAGCUGUUUAUGCUCUUUAUGAACGUGCUAAUUUAAAACCUAAACAAACAGUAUUAAUUCAUGCAGCAACAGGUGCUGUUGGUUUAGCAUUAAUUCAAUUAUGUCGUAGAAGAAAUGCUAAAAUUAUUGCAACAGCUGGAACAGAAGAAAAACGAAAAUAUCUUCGUGAUAUUUGUCAAAUUGAAUAUGUAUUUAAUAGUCGUGACUUAUCAUUUGUUGAAAAUAUUCGUCAGAUAUUUCCAAAUGGAAUUGAUAUUAUAAUUAAUUCAUUAGCUGGAGAAUUUUUACAAGAAUCAAUUAAAUUACUUGCACCUCAUGGACAUUUUGUUGAAAUUGGAAAACGAGAUGUUUAUUCAAAUUCAAAAUUACCAUUAUUUCAAUUUCGAAAUGAUUGUUCAUCACAUAUAGUUGAUUUAUUUACGUUAGAAAAAUAUCAAAAAGAAAAAACACAUCACUUACUUCAAGAAAUUUCAAAUGAAAUUAACCAAGGAUUAUUAACUCCUAUUAAACCAAUGACAAUUUUUGAACCAUCUCAAGUCAUUCAAGCUUUUCAAUUCUUUAGUCAAGCUACUCAUUUAGGAAAAUUAGUUCUUCGAAUUACUCAAUCUGAUCAAGAAUUAAAUAUUAUUGAUGUUAAACAGGAUACCAAUAAAAAUUCUGUGCAAAUAAGUAUGUAA